GCAUGAUUACAAUUAAAAAUGUGGAAUGUGCAGACCUGGCUGCUCUUGAAAAAGGGUACAGGGUCACACAGGUCUGCUGGGGGCUUCUCCUUGCAUUGUCUGUGCUUAUCUAUGGCUCCCACGCCCCAUUGAUUACCCUGUGUAAAGUAGACGACAAGAUCCCAUUCAGCUCCUCAUCCUGUGUCGUUCUGAUAGAAUUGGCCAAGUUUAUAGUAUCUCUGGGGCUGCUGUUUCUCCGAGAUCGACACUCCUUGCACUUUGCAGUUUCCUGGAGACACGUUGUCCCCUACGUGCUCCCAGCUUUGCUCUACGCAGUCAACAAUAACUUGGUGGUUUUCAUGCAGAUCCACAUGGACCCCAGUACCUUCCAGGUCCUGAGCAACUUCAAAAUUGCCUCCACAGCCCUCCUUUAUAGCGCCUUCUUGCGAAAACAGCUUAGUCGCAGGCAGUGGUUGUCACUGGCUUUGCUGAUGGCAGCAGGGAUAUGCCACACAUACAGCAGCAUGGACACACCCAAGCAUAAGGUGGAUGAAGCCAUAUCUGGAACACAGUUUCACAUCACUGUCCUGGGCCUGCUACUGGUGUUUGUGUACUGCAUUGUGUCUGGCUUGGCUGCUGUCUACACAGAGCUCAUCCUUAAGACUCAGAGACUGCCUCUGAACCUGCAGAACCUCUUUCUCUAUUUCUUUGGGAUUGUAGUGAACUCAGGCACCCACCUCGCCAGUGCCGAGGGCAGCGGCUUUUUCGAUGGCUACUCACGGUGGGUGGGGGUGAUCGUGGUUACCCAAGCUCUGAAUGGGUUGCUCAUGUCUGUUGUCAUGAAGCACAGCAGCAACAUCACCCGUCUCUUUGUCAUCUCUUGCUCCAUGCUCGUCAACGCUGUUUACUCUGUUGCACUGUUUAGCCUGCAGCUUACUCCACUCUUCUUUGUUUCUGUUUUCUUUAUUGCAGUGGCCAUUCACUUAUACUACCAUGUGUAAAAUGUAUGGGUUAUGGUAUAAUUCCUUCUGAACAAUGACCUUAUUUAUUUGGUGUUAGAUUCGAUCCCUAGGGAAGAAAUAGUGAGCGUCUGGGUAGUCUGCUGGAUCAUAUUUUGAGUCCUGUCAGCUACAUCAAAACUACUAAGGGCAGCACACACUUGACCCCUGUUUGGCCAGUCAACUGCUCAACAGAAACCACUGAUAGCAACGUGUGGCUAUAACUGAAUGUCUGAAUAAGUUAAAGACAACUGGACAGUUGUGAUGCAGAUAAUUUACUAAAUGUAAGCUGCAUUCCAUUGUUUUUGAUGCAACUCUGAUUUUUGUUUUCAUUAUUAUUCUGUUGAUUGUUUCUUGGUGCUUUGUAUCAUGUGCAUAUAUUUUGCUGUGAAAGUUGCAUGGGUCCUCUUUUGUUCCAUUUAAAUUUCCACAGUUGUCAUUGAUACAUUGCAGCUCUUAUACAAUGUUACUUUCUGCCUAGCUACCAUUUACCAAUAGCAUGUAUAAAUUGUGCUAUCUUGAGGAAAAAAAGGCCAACGUUUAUUUGUCACUGAUAUUCUUUAUGAAUUUAGAUGUGAACGUGUGAUUUAAUUCUCCAGUGUCAACCUUGCAAUCUGUAAGAGCCUGUGACUGUAUAGGGGUAAAAGUAAUGUAACAGUAACUGCCUCGUAUGUCACUUAAGGCAGUGUUCUCCAACCCCCUGUCUUUGUAAACCUUGUCUUCUUUUUACAUAUUCUUAGUUUAUCACUUUUUAACCCCAUUGGGACUACAACAAAAUUGCCAAUAAAUAAUGUCUUUGUUUACACUUAUGUACAGAACAGUUGGAGAUCACUGGUGCUCUGUUCUUAAUACAGAUAUUACAUCUGUUUCUCUAUUCAAUAAAGUGACCUAAACAUGUA
This is a messenger RNA of Polyodon spathula (Mississippi paddlefish), 1876 nucleotides long. RefSeq names its product solute carrier family 35 member A4 (gene slc35a4). Gene Ontology annotation, molecular function: pyrimidine nucleotide-sugar transmembrane transporter activity. Bases 3 to 980 code for a protein of 325 amino acids. Gene Ontology annotation, cellular component: Golgi membrane. The transcript has a single exon. Gene Ontology annotation, biological process: pyrimidine nucleotide-sugar transmembrane transport. NCBI's taxonomy places the organism in Eukaryota, Metazoa, Chordata, Actinopteri, Acipenseriformes, Polyodontidae. The record is from RefSeq and is a predicted model, not a curated record.